This is a messenger RNA of Echinococcus granulosus, 432 nucleotides long. RefSeq lists its product as hypothetical. The record is from RefSeq and is a predicted model, not a curated record. The transcript is spliced from 3 exons. Bases 1 to 432 code for a protein of 143 amino acids. NCBI's taxonomy places the organism in Eukaryota, Metazoa, Platyhelminthes, Cestoda, Cyclophyllidea, Taeniidae.
AUGGUGACAGAACGUCUGUUUUGUCUGGAAGUUCAAAAGACCCCAUUAAGAAUCGCUUUUGAAGCUACAACCCUCUGCAUUGGGAAAUUUAGGUCUUCAAGUAAGAAAUAUGCUGUGAAAUUAGGGCAUCAAAAAAAUUUGUAUGGUGCAUGGGUCUGGGUAGAACUUGACCGUGUAUGUGCACAGAAGAGCUGGUGGAAUGUCAACACAAAUGACACGCAUGGAAUGCGUCGUGUCUUGCAAUCUGAGUUUCGUCCUGUUGAAGAAGUGUGUUGGGGAAAGAAGGAAUAUGCAGGCCUAAAAGCAGAGUCAUUUAAUCAAGGAUGGAGUUUAAAGCGGUUUCAAGAGAUCAUCAAAUUUACAUUGUUUUUUACUGUCAUUAAGAAAGAGUCAUCCUGGACGUGGUGGCAAGUUGUCAAAAUAAUCAGAUAA